Messenger RNA from Cuscuta campestris, 4254 nucleotides. The record is from the annotation of a GenBank genome assembly. NCBI's taxonomy places the organism in Eukaryota, Viridiplantae, Streptophyta, Magnoliopsida, Solanales, Convolvulaceae.
GUAAGAAAAGAGUAGCAAACGAAGUUACAGUUCUAUUCAAAUUCAAAUCAGUUGACGGGUCAGAAAUUAGGGUUUACAUGCACGAGGUCUAGACGUCUAGCCUUGUCCGUUAAAGAAGCAUGGUUCAUGAGACUCGAUCAAGGAGUAAAAUAGGAGCCGAUGAUGUUAGUUCAAAGAAUCAAGUGGCUGAUAGAGAAGAAACAUCCCCAUGUUCUAGAAAGGCAGAUUGUUUAGGUCUAAGAAGGCUAGCUCGGGAAACCUCAUCAAAAGAUACUAGGACAAGCCCAUCACCUACACGGAAGUCUGAGCGCAUUCAGAAGAAGAGUUCACCUGUGACUCCUGUUGUGUGCAAUAAACUUGAUAAAUUGGACACUCCUAGUCCUUUAAGGAGGUCAGUAAGAGGCAAAAGAAAUGUUCCUUCAUCACCAAAGAUCCCAGAGGAUGAAUCCGUUUCAUCUGGUAUGGAGUCACAUGGCAAGAAAGAGAAGACGAUGAAGCAACCGAUGAUGGAAUCUGAAAAAGUUAGCACCAGCCGCAAGGUCCAUUACAAGAGCUUGUCUUCUAUUGGAAAGAAAAGGAAGAGAAUAAAUGGACACAGUUAUGCACUUUUGCUCAAGAGGCGACAAAGAAGGGGUUCACUAUCAGGCAUUACUAAGUCAAAAAGAAUCCUUCAGCUUCCUGAAGUUGAUAGUAGUGACUCCAGAAACGAGGAGUCCAAGCUUGCUGAGGAUGAAGAAAAUGGGGACAAUGAGUGUCACACAAAGAUUACAAAUGAACUAACCAAUCACCUUGCUCCACAUUUUGACGAUGGUGCCUCCAAAGAUGUGCUAGAGGCUUGUCCUGGCAUUGAAACUUUGAAGAUCUCAAAUUUGGUAUGUUCUGGUUUAGCAAGUGGUGAGCAUGAAAUAAUAAGAUCAUCAAAGACACAUAUGGUAAACACUGAUCUUGAAGUCACAGUGGCAGAUGCAAACAUGCAUACAUGCACUUCUGCGCCUGCUUCGGAACCAUUAUCUGGACAUGAAAAGCAUUUCUUUGCAGGGUUUUGUGUUUCAUGUUCAAAACAGCGAAGAGUGGGCCAUGAUUCACCAAAAGUAGAGCUCUGCUCAUGUGUUACAAUGCACAAUAAAGAUAACAAUUACAUAGCUAGUCCUGAGGUUGGAGUUGGCGUGAAAGCUAUUCUUUUCUCAGGGUCUGCUGAAAAAUGCCACAGCAGAAAAUCUGAAGGGGAUAUUUCAGAUCCUUAUGUGGAUAAGAAUGAAAAUGUGUGCAUUGUGUGCAAAGAAAGUGGAAAGAGCAUAGUUUGCAAUGGAAAUGGUUGCAAGAGAUGCUACCAUCUCCCUUCUUCAGGUCCUAGUAUAAAUGAUGUUCCACUUGGAAUCUGGCAUUGUCUCUGGUGUCAGAUGAAAAAGAUUGCAUUUGGUGUCCACUCGGUGACAAAAGGAGUGGAUUCAAUCUGUGAUGCUAGAGAAGUGGAUGUAUCAGGAACACAUAUGCAGAAGCAGUAUCUCGUGAAGUACAUAGAUCUUGCUCAUGUUCACAACCAUUGGGUAUCAGACGCACAGUUACUUCUUGAAGCACCAUUCCUUGUUGCAAACUAUAGUGACAAUACUCAGGUUAUUGGAUGGAACUCUGAGUGGACAUUGCCACAUCGUUUGUUGAAGAAAAGGUCAUUAUUUUUCUCUGAAUCGCUUGGUGACAGUCAAAAUUUUGAUGCUGGUCAUAAUACCGCAUGUCAAUUUGAAUGGUUUGUAAAGUGGCGGGGUCUUGAUUAUGAGAAUGCAACAUGGGAAUUGGAGAUUGCUGAUUGUCUACGUUCACCUCAUGGGCAAACAUUGGUUAGGGAGUAUGAGUUACGCAUGGAAAAAGCAAAACAGCUAACCGGCAAGAAUAAUAAGCAAUCACUCGUUGGACUUCCAAAGAUUUGGGAUGGAAGUUCUCUAAUAAGUGAUAUGGAUAUGCUUACUUCUAUGAACAAACUACAUGAUCAUUGGUCUAAAUCAGAGAAUGUUGCUUUAUACGAUGAUCAGGAACAAAUGAUGAAGAUAGGUUUAUUUAUUUUAUCUAUGUCAAUGGUCUGCUGCUGGCCUGUUCUUAUUGUCACUGCUUCCCAUGCUAUUUCUCACUGGGAAGCUGAACUCAAGAAAUGGGCCCCAGCGGUAGAUUGUGUAGUUUAUCAAGGUAGCAGGGAAACCAGAAGGCUAAUUGAGAUGUGCGAGUUUUAUGGCCAAGAAGGAAGUAUAAUACUUCAAGUUCUUUUGACCUCUUUUGAAACUGCUCUUGAGGAUAUACACACAUUAAAUAGAUUGAACUGGGAGCUGGUUGUAUUUGAUCAGUGCCAACAUUUAAAUUUAUCUCCCCAUGUAGAGAAAGUUGAGACACUUGGUGGGCUAAAAGUGCUUCUUUUCAAUGGUCCAAUAAAGCAUACUGCAUCGGAGUCCUCAAACAUACUGUCACUUGUUUAUUCUGAUGGUGAUUUGGAAAAAGCUGAUCCGUUGAAAACUUGCUCAAAUGAUACUCUUGGACAAUGGAAAGAGAGGGCGGCAUCUCAGGAGUUUUUUGAGUAUUGGCUUCCCGUUCAACUUUCUGAAUUACAGCUUGAACUUUACUGUGAUACAUUACUCUCGAACAUCGAUGCCCUAUGCUCUUACUCAAAAAGUGAUCCAGUUGGAGCCCUUAAUGAUAUGUUUCUUAAUAUUCGAAAGUGCUGUGAUCAUCCUUACAUCAUUUUUGACCCAUCCACAAAUUUGCUCAAUAAGGAGCUUUCUCAGGCUAAUAUCUUGGAUAUUGGCAUACAAGCAAGUGGAAAAUUGCAACUUCUUGACAAAAUGCUAUCUGAGAUGAAAUGCCGACAAUUAAGAACAAUUAUCCUUUUUCAGUCUUGUGUGGGCACCACUCCAUCAAUUGGUAACAUAUUGGAGGAUUUUUUGAGUCAAAGGUUUGGAGAAUAUUCUUAUGAACUUGUUGAUUCAAUCCUUGUGCGGUCCAAGAAGGAUUCUGCUCUUAUCAGGUUCAACUCUGUAGAAAAUGGGCGAUUUGUAUUAUUAUUAGAAAAUCGUGCUUGUAAACCAAGCAUUAGACUGUCUUCUGUGGAUAAUGUCAUCAUAUAUAGUAGUGAUACUAAUCCAUCAAAUGACUUGAAGCUUCUGGAAAAAAUGUCUUUUCACUCUACGACGAAAGAAAUAAAAGUUUUUCGGUUAUAUUCAUGUUUUACGGUGGAGGAGCAAGCACUUGUCAUUGCAAAGAAAGAAACUGAUCACUCCCAUAGUCUAAACCGGAAUCUGAAUGACACUCUUAGAUGGGGGGCAGCAGAUUUAUUCUGUAGAUUGGAUGAGUACAAUGCAAAUGAAAGCCAUCUAUCAUCUGGGCAGUUGCUUCUUAGUGUUGCCCUUAAAGAAUUUUGCGCCGUAAUUUCUGAAACCCCUGAAAAAGCUGGCAUAAGCGGUUCUCUUAUUGCAAAAGUUCCACAUAGUUCUUUUCAUUUGACUACAAAUCUUUCACUAUUUGGGAAGCAGAAGGUUAAUGGUACUACUGAAGAAUCUUGUGUCUUUUGGAAGAGUUUGUUGGGGGUACGAAGUCCUCAGUGGAGACAUAUAAGAUGUAGAAGUCCAAGGAGUAGAAAGAGAGGUCAAUUUUUUGGUAAAUCAGAUCAAACACCAGAAAUUGCAGGUAAUGUAGUAAAGAAGUAUAAGAUGAUGAACAGUGAAAGAGGUCAAAUUUCUGCUUCAAAGGAAGGGCCCUCUGCUAUUAGUUCUUCCAACGUGUCAUUGCCAGCAUCUACUAAUGGAAACAAUGGACUUAUUGUGAUGCAUUCUUCUAGUUCUUUAUGUGGCGGCAUUACACAAGAGGAGCCUGCAGAAAUAAUGACAUUAUCUGAUAAACAGAGUAGUCUUCAUAUUCUUCUGAAGGCAGAGAUGGAAAAAGUUUUUGAAGUGCUAAAGCUUCCGGUACCUCUCUUGACUUCCCCUUUUGUGGUUAAUAGUAGUCUGCUUGUAGUGGUAUUUCAUUACCUUCUCAUAUCAAUGAUAUCUGCCUUUGCUAACAAUGGUUUUUAUUGAUUUAAACUCUCUAAUUACUACUUGAUAAUUCUAAAGGCUAAUACAAUGUUUUCAAAAAUAAACAAUGGACUUUAACCUAACGAGAAAAACCCUACUUUUCCCCAACCUUUGCCUUUUAGUUUCCAUAGUGGAUCACUUUCUCUCAACUCUCAAGCAAAAGCAUAUGAAAAAAAAGUUUGACUAAAAGUUGAACCUGAAA